Messenger RNA from Nicotiana attenuata, 762 nucleotides. Its product is annotated as 5-formyltetrahydrofolate cyclo-ligase-like protein COG0212. The transcript is spliced from 2 exons. Lineage: Eukaryota; Viridiplantae; Streptophyta; Magnoliopsida; Solanales; Solanaceae. Gene Ontology annotation, cellular component: cytoplasm. The record is from RefSeq and is a predicted model, not a curated record. The coding region runs from base 123 to 605 and encodes 160 amino acids.
UUUUAAAGCCAUAAGAAAAAGAUUAAAAAGGGUGGAAAAAAUUAAGGAAAAGAAAAAAGGGAAAUCAGUUCCAAAAAUCCAAAUAGUGAAUAAUCCUUGAAGAAGUGAAACUACUACCUUUCAUGGAAUUACACGUACUCCGAAUCUCCUCUGCAUUUCCAUUCACUUCCAUAACCAAACACAGCCGAAUUCUCUCCGAAUCCGACUGCCCUAUUUCUCUCAAUUUUUCUGAUAUUCCCCAAUUUUCACUCAAAGUGGAUUCCCAAAAGAGAAACGACGCAGUUUUUGACGACGCAGCAUGCGAGGCGGAGCGUCACAGACUCGACGCCGAGGCGCGUAAAGCCAUGGCUGAAACCUCAGAAAGAGAGACCCAAGACCAAGAAGACCCGAAAGCUUGGAAAUGGGUUAUCCGAAAACGGAUUUGGGACUUAAUGGAAGGCCAAAAUAUAGCCCAAUUCCCAAGGCCCGUUCAUCAUCGGAUACCCAAUUUUAUUGGAGCUUCAGUUGCUGCUAAUAAGUUGAGUGAAAUGGAGGAGUUUAAAGGGGCCAAGUGUGUGAAGGUGAAUGGAUACACCACAAAAGCAAGUCAGGUUUCUCACGCUUGAUGGUCGGCUUUCAUCAACUUGUCUUUUUUAUUUAAAAAAAUGUUAAAAGUACCGUAUUUUUCUUCUUCUUCUAAUGAGAUGACGGUUGAAUGUUUAUGUUUAGAUUCAUGAAUAUUUUGCUAUAAAUGAAGAAUGAAAGAGAAAAAAAUUUAAUAUA